AGCAGAUCCGUUCUUGGCCAAGCUAGAGAGAGAGAAUGCUGCCGCGGAGUUUGAGAAGAAGAAAAAGGAACGUGAGCAGUUGCAGGCAAAGGCCAACGAUGGAACAAUCACGUUGGGCACCGGUCCGUCUGCUCAGAAUAAGGGAGGAAGAAUAUGGUCACAGGCACCGAAAGUCGACAUGGGAAGUAAAAUUCGGCGUGAUAUUGAGGACCUUUUACGGCAACAUACCAUUUGGAACCCUUACGGGGUGAAGAUGUCGGAAAGUGAGCGCAAGGCGGCUGUUGAGGAAUUUGCCAACUUAGGGUUCCGCCGCAGCCACAUUGAAGAGGCUACGGUGGAAUGCAAAGACAAAGAGGAGGUUCUUGAGUGGCUCUUAGUAUACGUUCCAGAAGAUGACCUACCACGCUGGUGUCUUCCAGAAAAAUAUUCCGCCGGGGUGUCUCUUGCUACUAGUGAUGUAGCAAAGGAAGCUAAGAUCAGGCGGCUGGCCGCUAUCGGUUAUCCUAUCGAUUUCUGUUCUCAAGCCCUCGAUAAGAAAGAAGGCGAUGAACUUGCAGCGGCAGAGUUCUUGCAGAGCACAUUAAUUCAUGGUGACCGGACUUCUGCAGUCCCUACGUCAGAUGGAGAUGAUGAGUCCUGGGCGGAAGAGCAGACUACGCUAGAAGCUAUUUUCGCUGACCGUUAUACGCUAAUAUCCCCCCAAGUCUGUGAAAUAAAGAGCGAGGAGUCGAGCUUACCGCUGCCGGUUUUGUUUCGGUUUCAGAAACCGUCUGUUCAUUAUCCUUCAUCAACUCCGGUUAUAUCAAUCCAGGCACGAGAGAUCCCAGCAUACAUACGACUUAGUGCCAUUCGCCAAGUGAUACAGUAUGCAGAACAGAAUUUCCUGGGCGAGCCAAUGGUAUAUAACAUAUUAGACUGGCUGGAGACCAAUUUACCGCACAUUAUAGAAAAUCCAGGAAAGUUGCGAGACAUCUCAACAGUGAUGGCUCCUCCGUCCAGCGCCGGAGUGAUCUCAGCGCUUCCUGUACGCCAGUCACGCAAAGUCAAGAGAAGAAUCGACUGGCAACCAGGCUCAGACCGGAGUCUUGCAAUUCGCGAGGCUUUGGAAGCCAGGAAAUUGACCCCGAAACAACAGGAGAUGACCCGGAAACGAGAGUCGCUUCCCGCUUGGAAUGCACAAGAGGCUAUUAUAAAGGCCGUCAAUUCCAACCAGGUGACGAUUAUUUCUGGUGAAACAGGAAGUGGUAAAAGUACACAGUCAGUGCAAUUCGUGUUGGAUGAUAUGAUUAAACGUGGUCUUGGUGCCAUUGCCAACAUCAUCUGCACACAGCCUAGGAGGAUAUCUGCUCUCGGGCUAGCUGAUCGAGUAAGUGACGAACGCUGCUCGUCCGUGGGUGAAGAAGUUGGAUAUGCGAUCCGAGGAGACUCCAAGAUGAAGCCCGGUUUGACGCGAAUUACAUUCGUAACAACUGGAGUUUUGCUCCGUCGCUUGCAAUCCAGUAGUGGCCCCGACGGGAAUGUCGCUAGUUCACUGGCAGAUAUUACCCACGUUGUGGUCGAUGAAGUCCAUGAAAGAAGCCUCGACACCGAUUUCCUCCUGGCUCUUCUUAGAGACAUUCUUUGUUACCGCAAGGAUCUGAAGGUCAUUCUGAUGAGUGCGACUUUGGAUGCGGAUAUUUUUAUCGAUUAUUUUGGUGGCCGCCAGAAAGUUGGAUUGGUCAAUAUUCCUGGUAGAACAUUCCCUGUUCAGGAUUUCUACCUUGACGAUAUAGUCCGUGAAGUCGGAUUUGCUCCCGAAGCUACUGAACGAGACGACGAGGAAGAUUUCAAUUCUGAGAAAUCAGACGCACCACUGGGCAAGGUUCUUCGUAGCCUUGGUAUGGGGAUCAAUUAUGAGUUGAUCGCAUCCACCGUUCGGUACAUUGAUUCUCGCUUGGGUGAUCAACCAGGGGGCAUCUUGAUCUUCUUGCCUGGCACCCUGGAGAUUGAUCGAUGCUUGGCUGCCGUAAAGAAGAUCCCAAAUACUCAUCCACUCCCAUUACAUGCCUCCCUUCUCCCAACCGAGCAACGCCGUGUCUUCUUAACUCCUCCAAAGGGAAAGAGAAAGGUCAUCGCAGCCACGAAUGUUGCGGAGACAUCGAUUACUAUUGAAGACGUUGUUGCGGUUAUAGAUACCGGCAGAUUGAAGGAGACCAGUUACGAUACAAAGGACAACAUGGUCAGACUGCAGGAAGUUUGGGCGUCACAAGCGGCAUGUAAACAGCGACGCGGACGUGCUGGCCGUGUAAGGGCCGGAUCGUGCUAUAAGCUUUACACUCGGAAAGCCGAAGCGAAUAUGGCACCACGACCAGAUCCUGAAAUCCGCCGCGUCCCACUUGAGCAAUUGUGCCUUUCUGUAAAGGCAAUGAAAGGCAUUGGUGAUGUCGCUACAUUCUUGGCUCAUACAAUAACUCCUCCCGAAAGUGUUGCCGUCCAAGGUGCCCUGCACUUCUUACAUCGUGUGGGAGCCCUAGACCACGACAGGCUGACUGCGCUCGGUCGAUAUCUGUCCAUGAUUCCCGCCGACCUGCGGUGCGCGAAACUUAUGAUAUACGGAUCGAUUUUUGGGUGUAUGGAUCCGUGUAUUUCUAUUGCAGCUAUCCUCACUGUGAAGAGCCCAUUCGUUUUGCCUCGAGACAAGCGGGAAGAGGCAGAUGCUGCAAGAGCGCAGUUCUCCACAGGUGAUGGUGAUCUCCUCACAGACCUAUCUGCCUUCCAGCAGUGGUCUGAUCGAGCAAGAAGACAGGGAUACUGGCAGACACAGGCUUGGUGCACGGCUAAUUUUCUAUCUCAUCAAACCCUCCGCGACAUCUCAUCAAAUCGAGCGCAGUUUCUGACAUCAUUGAAGGACACUGGCAUUCUUCCUGUUGACUAUCCAGAUUCAGAACAUGCAUCUGUCUCUGUAUCUUCUCGAUGGAAUCGCAAUUCAGGAAAUCGGAGACUCCUCCGAGCUCUUGUGGCCGGCGCUUUCCAGCCACAAAUCGCGCAGAUAUCAUUCCCAGACAAGAAGUUCACCAGUUCAAUAACUGGUACAGUUGAGGUAGAUCCUGACGCUCGAACGAUCAAAUACUUCAAUCAAGAAAAUGGACGCGUCUUCAUCCAUCCUAGUUCCAUCUUAUUCUCCGCACAAAACUACGCCGGGGCCGCGUCUUAUCUGAGUUACUUUACAAAGAUGGCUACAAGCAAGGUCUUCAUCCGUGAUUUGACCCCCUUCAACCCUUACUCACUCCUUCUAUUCUGCGGCCCCAUCACUCUCGACACAACGGGCCGCGGUCUCAUCGUUGACGGCUGGCUCCGUCUACGCGGCUGGGCACGUAUUGGUGUCCUCAUAUCCCGGCUACGGCUAAUGCUCGAUGAAGUUCUAGCGUCCAGAAUCGAUAAUCCUGCCCUUGGACCAGCGGCUGGGAGAGCCAGCUCCUCCCCAGCUGGAAAUGGAACUCCCACAAAUAUAGACGAUAGGGUAAUUGAGAUCGCGAAGCGUUUGAUCGAGUUCAAUGGGCUUGAUCAGUGAUUUCUCUCAUUUUUUGUCUUUGUAUGUCCUAUUCAGUCGGCCACCUCUUUUGAUUACUUGGGUUUUCUGGAUAUCUUUCUAUGCAAAAACGCAGCAUUGGACUGGCUGGUUGGAUAUACGCUUUAAAGAUUAGGUAUUAUCGUCCGUAAAUAUCUAGAUAGAGGCUAUGUUCGCAUACGUAGAUCCUUUCUUCUUUUUCUCCUUCUCCACGCUUGAAGUUCUCGUCGUUAGCUGCCUAGAUAGUUGAAUAGCAUCCUAUUUACCCUCUAGUUGAGCUCCGCGACAGAGAGAGCACAUACAUCAUACAGCUCUGUGUUGGGAAAACUGUCGAAGGAUACUGUCAUGUCAUCUAACCUUGAAUUCUGUUGAUAUGCCUCUUACCAACCAUCAUGGCUUGUUCCUCUGAAUAUCUGCCCCAGGUAUAUCACUCAUGUCCAGUUGAUUUGCUGCAGUCUAGCUACAUCUUCGUCCAGCAAUCAAUCAUGUGUCUUAGAGAGUCCAGUUUUAAUGCACGUGGGGUCUCUGUCUUAGGUCUAAUGUUUUUAAUCUCUUCUUGUACCAAAUCUUCCCAUGUGAAGUCAAUCGACUGAGACUGGUAAUUUUUGGGGGCGAGAAAGAGUACCUUCAAAUGAGAGAGGAAAGAAUCUGAGCCCAAACUUGAGAUGAGUGUGUCAGGUGAUAGUUGCUGUUUCGCUGCCAUUUUUGGCCGCAUAUGACGCUGAAAACGGCAGCGAAACAGCAAAACGAAAUUCUAUGUGUAUAAAAUCCUGUAUAAUGACAUAUAGAACAUAAUUUUUUAUCAUUGUCAGGCGUCUCUGAGUCGCUCGCCUUGAUGCUUGAAAAUAGGUAAACCGCUGCUCCUGUUAAGCACCAGUUUUCGCCUUAGGAUAACUAGAUAUCUUUCAUCAUGGAACUGGUCUUAAGAUAAAGAAGAAAUGACCAAGAUAGUCACGGUAAUACUUAUUACAAUAUAUCCUCCCAGUUAGGAGUCACAGUAAACUUCCCACUCAACUGGCCCAUAGCCCACACCUUCCGUUCCUCGCCCAUGGCAUCCGCCGACGACGACGGGCUAUCGUCUGACACCACCAAUGCCUCCUGCAGAAAGCCCACGGCAGUAGCCCGGUCAAGUUCGAAACUGAUCCCGCCCCAAUUCAUCGUCACGCGUCCCGAGGCGUGGACGUUUAGUUUCCCGACUCGUCCGGCCCCGAGACGUCGGUCUGUUGCUGUUACGAUGGGUGGUGGUUUUGAUUCGGGGGCGCUUUGUUCUUCCUCGCCAACUUCGACGAUUUCUUCGCCGUUUCUUUCGCGCUUUAUGCUCGGGCCUGUGUUAGUAUUUACGUUUGUGGUGCCGUCAGGUGCUGCUUCGGUGGAUUCUAUCUCGGGGCCGCUGCCAACGCCGUACUCGGAUAGGUUGGGAGUCAUAGGUGGGAAUUGCAUGAGGAAUAACUGUCCCGAAAGUUUGUCUUUGCUCGCGUCUUCUUCUUCUGGCGUUUUCUCUGCAUCUUCUUCGGGUUUGUCGCCAGCUGCUGCUGCUGUUGUUGUUGCUGCUGGUUCCUUGUCUGGUUGUUUCGCCUCCACGGCAAGUAGUUUUUUCACUUCUUCCAGAUCCCGGAUGUGUCUCUCGUAUUCCUCAAUAUCUUCAUUCGUGCGUAAAAGGCUUCUCGGGUCCACGGGGGCUGGCGUUUCGGACUCCUGCUCCCGUUCCCGCAUUUCCUCGGUAGUUAGUCUGCCGCGUACUUUCACCGUCUGCUCCGGCAGAAAGCCGUCAUCAGUGAUCAUGGAAUCAUCGCCGGCUAGAGGGACUGCCGCUGGAUUGAUCCCAUCAUCGUCCCUGGGCUCCUCCUUGAUACGCAGUUCUGCCUUGGGGGUUGCGGUGGUUUCCGUGUCUUGUUCAACGAAUAGAGCGUUAUCCUGUUCCUUAUUCUUCUUCUCUUUUUCGCGAACUUCGGCGGAUUUAUCUGUGCUAGAUUCCAUGUUCACGCUGACCACCCGUUCCUUGUGUUCGUGCCACUCGACUCGGACAGGUCGUAGUCCCUUCUCUGGCCUCACCACGUGCUUCACAGGGGUCUUCCCUUUGAUAUUUUCUUCAUCACUCUCAUUGUCACUGAGAUUGAUCGCGUCAAUAUCCACCCUAAGACCGGAGUCGCUCUCAUCCGACGAGUAUCCUUCAUAACCGAUCCUGCGAGAACCCAUGUCGAUAACUGACCUCGUCUGACUCCUCCGCGACACUGACGAAUGUCUGGAAUCAACAGUAAACCGCGCGCCCCCACGACCCCGUCCCCUCCCAGCCCCGCCUCUACCACCACGCUGGAAGGGCCCUCCCCGACCUCGCAUUUUGGCCGCAGCCUCGGCCAGUCUUUCACGAUGUCUCUCUGCUUCGAGUUUCUCGAUCGCCUCACGCUCCUCUUUGCUGCGCCGUACCACGGCACGCGGUUGGUAUUUCAGGGUCGGCUUCGAAGGCUCGCCCUUCAACGGAGUCGGUCUCGCGGACGGCGUAAUGCUUCCUGAGGGCGGGUCACGUUUCUUGAGUGAUUGGAGUCGUUGUACGCCUGGUCGAGUUGAGGGACCGGGACCGGGACCGCCUGCGGUCGUCGUCGUUUGAGAUUCAGAAGCAUUCUGGGGACGAGCAUUUGGUCCAGUUGCAGUUGCUGCUGCGGACUCCGUCUUUCGAGCUGGAGCUGCUCGUCGAGGGGCGGCUUUAGGUGGCAUGGUUGGGAUGUGAGUAUUUUUUUUCCUUUGGUUUCCUGUUCUCAGCCUUUCUCUAAUUAUAUCCUUCUAAUAUCGCCACCUGAAAUGUUCGACCUGAAAAAUGCGAAAGAAAGGGUUACUGUCACUCCGCGGACAUAGAGGUCAAAAGAGGGGCAUUCGCUGGGUUCCGUGUCCCAGUACCAGCGCAACUCGGUUUCAAUGAAAAAGGAGUGUCAAAAAUUAUGGAUAUAAUAGACAAAGACUCCAGUAAUAAUGAUAGAAGUGUAGGGAGGCCUGAGGCAAGCGACGGGCACUGCGACGCUGUGAAUCUCUCUGGGACGAUCGAUUAAUUGAUUGUCGCGGAAAAAAGAGAAGCGCAAACUCCGCGCUAAGCCUUUUGCGGUAAAGGCGGUCUGUUAAGAACUAUAUCACGUGUGAUAAGAUAAGGAUCGAUGACGUCGGUGACUUCGAUUCAUCCCGGAUUUUCUUCCAAAAAGGCGUUGAUUACGGUUUGUUUUACUCUGAUAAUCUCGAUUAAUUUGAGAAACAAGAAUUGAGAAGGAGCCCUGUAGUCCUUUGUUAAGAG
This is a messenger RNA of Monascus purpureus, 6824 nucleotides long. The record is from the annotation of a GenBank genome assembly. NCBI's taxonomy places the organism in Eukaryota, Fungi, Ascomycota, Eurotiomycetes, Eurotiales, Aspergillaceae.